Messenger RNA from Mesocricetus auratus (golden hamster), 489 nucleotides. Its product is annotated as keratin-associated protein 4-11-like. The transcript has a single exon. The record is from RefSeq and is a predicted model, not a curated record. Lineage: Eukaryota; Metazoa; Chordata; Mammalia; Rodentia; Cricetidae. Gene Ontology annotation, cellular component: keratin filament. The coding region runs from base 1 to 489 and encodes 162 amino acids.
AUGGUCAAUUCUUGUGGCUCUGUCUGCUCUGAGGAGGGCUGUGGCCAAGGCUGCUGCCAGCCCAGCUGCUGCCAGACCACCUGCUGCAGGACCACCUGCUGCCGCCCCAGCUGCUGUGUGUCCAGCUGUUGCAGGCCCAGCUGCUGCCAGUCUGUGUGCUGCCAGCCCACCUGCUGCCGUCCCAGCUGCUGCAUUUCUAGCUGCUGCAGGCCUUCCUGCUGCCGCCCCAGCUGCUGCAGACCCAGCUGCUGCAUCUCCAGCUGCUGCCAACCCACCUGCUGCCGCCCCAGCUGCUGCAUCUCCAGCUGCUGCCAACCCUCCUGUGGUGGUUCCAGCUGCUGCAGUCCUUGCUGCCAGCCCUGCUGCCGCCCCUGCUGCUGCCUGCGUCCAGUCUGUGGUCAGGUCUGCAGCCACAGCACUUGCUACCGCCCCACCUGUGUGAUCUCCACCUGCCCCCGCCCCAUGUGCUGCGCUACCCCUUGUUGCUGA